Messenger RNA from Solanum pennellii, 763 nucleotides. RefSeq lists its product as uncharacterized. The record is from RefSeq and is a predicted model, not a curated record. NCBI's taxonomy places the organism in Eukaryota, Viridiplantae, Streptophyta, Magnoliopsida, Solanales, Solanaceae. Gene Ontology annotation, molecular function: zinc ion binding. The transcript is spliced from 2 exons. The coding region runs from base 233 to 670 and encodes 145 amino acids.
UUUACACUGCCUACAUGGCAGCAACGGUAACAUUGCACUUCAAUGUUAAAGUUGAAGUGAAAUCCCCAAUUCUCUUCCCCAAAAUCAUCUUCCCCAAUUUCUCUUCCCCAAAAUCCAUUUAGAACCCUAAAUCUCCAAUUCUCUCUUCUACUUCUAAAUCUCCAAGUUUCUCUCUUCUUCUCUAAAUAUCCAAGUUUCUCUCUUCUUCUCUAAAUCAAUUCUCUUUUAUCAAAUGUCGCAAAUUUCAGUAAAUAUCGAUGAAGUUGAUAUAUGCAAGUGUGGUUAUUAUUGUCGACUGAAAACUUCGAGGACUCCUUUGAACCCAGGUCGUCGAUUUUUUGGAUGCAAAUCAUCAAAGGAAAAUGGUGGAUGUGGAUAUUUUAGAUGGAUUGAUCCGUCGCUUGAAAAUGUUGAUGAAUCAUCCUCAAUGAAUAGACUCAUAGACGGUCAAAAUCCGAUUGAUCGACUAAAGAGAAAAGUGAAAGAGCUUGAAGAAGAAAAAGAUUCUUUGAAAUUUCAAUUGAAUGAAAGUGAAGUGAAAUUGAUGGUAUUGAACAAGAAGCUUAAGGAAGUUAAACUCCAAAGGGAUUGGGAAAAUGUCAAAUUUAAUCGAAUUGUGAUUGUUUUUCUUUGUCUACUAACUAUUAAAUGGUUCUUUAAUAUUUUGUAGUUGAUAGUAGUUCAGGAUUGUAAUACUUAAUUGUUUAGUUUUGCAGUAGUUAGGUAGUUAUUCUAGAUCAAUUAGUGAUGUUUUAAUUGGUAU